Messenger RNA from Tigriopus californicus, 923 nucleotides. It is a transcript of the gene MED20, whose product is annotated as mediator of RNA polymerase II transcription subunit 20-like. Gene Ontology annotation, biological process: regulation of transcription by RNA polymerase II. Gene Ontology annotation, molecular function: transcription coactivator activity. The record is from RefSeq and is a predicted model, not a curated record. Gene Ontology annotation, cellular component: mediator complex. The transcript is spliced from 2 exons. Lineage: Eukaryota; Metazoa; Arthropoda; Copepoda; Harpacticoida; Harpacticidae. The coding region runs from base 216 to 923 and encodes 235 amino acids.
ACUGAGCCGCCUCUUGAACACGGGUCUGGACUCGGAGUCAUUAGCCUUGUGCGUCCGAUUGUGCGAGAACGGGGCUCAUCCCCAGGCCUUGGCCACCAUCAUCAAGGAGAUAAAGAAACAAGCCCAGGCUCUCAAGCAAGAGGAAGAUCGUAACACAUCGACGGUUUAAGAGACAAAACUAAAACGACUGUCCACUGAAGUGAUCUGCCCAGAGCAUGGGCGUGGUAGUGUUACAAGCUUACCCGGUAUCGGCGGAUAAGACUGUUCCUCAGACAAUAGAGAUUCUUCAGAAGCGCAUCAUCAAUCUCGGAGCCAAUCCAGCUGGACAGUUCUUGGUUGAUUGCGAGACUUAUUACUCCACCCCAGCGUUGUCCAACCCGCCCAAGACUUUGAAUGUGUUGCACAAUUCCGAGCAACCCGCCACUGUGUUUUCCGUAUUAGAGAACGUCAACAAAUCCGUGACCUUUACGAGUGAUACUCUCUUCGAUUUGUUGUUACUCAAACUUACCAACGUGUACCAGAAGAAGUCUCGAAUUGAGUCCAAGGGAUCACGCUUUGAAAUUGGGGACUUCCUCGUCAAAUUGGGCAUCGUGAGCGUGUCAGGCUCCUGCAAAGGAAUCUUAGUGGAAGUGGAAUAUCUCCCUUGCGUUGUGGUCCAGAGCUCUUGGGGUCUGCUUUUCGAGUUUAUGCAAGGCUUUUUGGGAGGUGUGGUGUCCAAUCAAGUGCCCGUGAUUUUGAAACGCAAGGCGAGCAACGAGAAUUAUACUCCCGUGGACACGGUUCAACAAUAUUUAGAGCAAUUCAACGUUUUCCGUAAGAAUAACACGCUUGGCCAAGGUGGUCGACUUCCUCAAGGACAGCAGCCCCAACAGCAAGCACAACAACAAUCCCAGCCACAGCCUCAACAAGUGACAUCUCAAUAA